AUGUCAAACGUCAAGCCCAAAGCUCCUUCCAUUCCUCAAUGGCAACAACCUGCCGCCGCCAACUCCAGUGAUGCCUCCACCUCCACACCAUCGCCGAACUCCGAUGAGACUCCCCGUUCAGAGCUACUAGAGCAAGCGGCCAAGUUUCUACAGGAUGAUUCCAUACGGAACGCUCCCAUCGAUCGCAAAGUAUCCUUCUUAGAGUCAAAGGGCCUUCAAAGCGAGGAGAUCGAUCAGCUCCUCGGUGUCAUCAGAAAUGCGGAGGCGAGCACUAGCGCCAGCAACACAGCGAAAGAGGAGGGCAAAUCUACCCCAGAUCCCACCUCGUCUGAGGAAAAGUCGAAAGCUUCAACCCCCGCGACACCUAGCAGCGUGUCCCAGCGCCCCAAAGUUUCCUCCUCCCCGUCUUCCGCACCCGCAGCCAGCACAACCUCCAAGACGUCCGCGCCUCGCGAGGUCCCGCCCAUCAUCACCUAUCCCGAAUUCCUCGUCCAGCAGUCCAAACCCCCGCCACUCGUCACCCUCCGCAGCACCCUCUACACCCUCUACGGCGCCGCCGGCCUCGGCGCAGGUCUCUACGGUGCGAGCGAAUAUCUCAUUAAGCCCAUGCUCGCCACGCUCACCAGCGCACGCCUGGACCUCGCCCAAACCACCACCACCAACCUCACAAAGCUGAACGAGAGACUCGAGCAAACCGUCUCGCGCAUCCCACCCGAGCUCACCACCCCGAAACCCCAACCAACCGACUCCGCCCUCUCCGACGAGGACACCGACUCCAUCACCUCCGACCCCACAGAGCUCUUCCACCGUGACGUCGCAACGCAGACCUCCCAGGAUUUCGCCGCCUCCUCCCCCUCCUCUCUCUCCGCAGGCAAGACCGCCGCCGGCGACGACAGCACCAUUCCCGACCCCACCGCCACAGUCACCACCCACCACAAGCGCCUAGAGACCAUCACCUCGCAGCUCCGUGACUUCGACAGCACAGAGAAAGACUCCGAUUUGCUGGGCGGCUCCAUGCGCUCCAGCCUGAACGAGCUGCAGCACUACCUCGACGGCCUGCAGUACAGCAGGUCCAGCUAUGCGCCGUCCACGGGCUACGGCGUGUACAGCACAGUGAGCACGGAUACCUCCGCGGGUUCCUCGGCGGGCAUCACCAAGGCAGAGGAGGAUGCGAUUUCGAGCUUCCGUGCGGAGAUUAGAGGCGUCAAGGGGGCUUUGCUGAGCGCGAGAAACUUCCCUGCGAGCCGUGGGAGAGUUGCUGGCAUUGCUGGUAGAUAA
Aspergillus clavatus NRRL 1 is the source of this 1278-nucleotide messenger RNA. RefSeq names its product peroxisomal membrane protein PEX14. The coding region runs from base 1 to 1278 and encodes 425 amino acids. Gene Ontology annotation, molecular function: signaling receptor binding. NCBI's taxonomy places the organism in Eukaryota, Fungi, Ascomycota, Eurotiomycetes, Eurotiales, Aspergillaceae. The record is from RefSeq and is a predicted model, not a curated record. Gene Ontology annotation, cellular component: peroxisomal membrane; peroxisomal importomer complex. Gene Ontology annotation, biological process: protein import into peroxisome matrix, docking. The transcript has a single exon.